This is a messenger RNA of Penicillium coprophilum, 672 nucleotides long. Its product is annotated as DUF3716 domain-containing protein. Lineage: Eukaryota; Fungi; Ascomycota; Eurotiomycetes; Eurotiales; Aspergillaceae. The record is from RefSeq and is a predicted model, not a curated record. The coding region runs from base 1 to 672 and encodes 223 amino acids. The transcript has 2 exons.
AUGCCAGACAAUAAGGCUGUCUCAGUCCCCCCAGUGGCCCAUGGCCCAGAUGAGGCCGCCCCUGGACCGUGGGCAAGAUUCGCGCUCCGCCUCCCCUGGCUUGUGGCUAAGGAGGGCGAUAAGAUCCUAUCUCCCCUUCUUAGCUCUCUACAUCAGCAAAAUCUCAAACGAGAGCUUAUAAUUCGGGAAGACAUCAAUUGGAGUGGUAUUGCUUUCUUUUUGAGCAUUGGUGAAUCGCUGCGUCAUGUUGAAGCAAUCUACAUCUAUAUGACCGGUGAUGUCUGUGUUGAUCGCUGUGAUCACUGCCUCCGGGGCCGAGGCAUUUUCCCCCUAUGUGUGGUAAACAAACAGCCCGGAGCACCCAAAGACUGUGCUAAUUGCUGGUGGAAAAUCUCCAGCCAAAAGAGACCAUGCUCCUUCACUGGAUGGAACCUCUCGUACGAGCAGCAAUUGCAACUCUAUAACAUCACACCGGCCAUGCGUGAAGACAUUUGUCAACUUCUUGCACCACUGAAGAACACCAUCACUACUCUGCAUACCCGCCUGGCCUCUGCAAGUUCUCUGGAAGACCUUCGAGCCAACGAGGAUUCUCGCAAAGCCUUGAAAGCUGAGGCCGAAGCAGUCAAGGCUGCCUUCGACGAACUUUACACCUGCUUCAAACACACAGGCUAG